Naegleria lovaniensis is the source of this 765-nucleotide messenger RNA. RefSeq lists its product as uncharacterized. The coding region runs from base 1 to 765 and encodes 254 amino acids. Lineage: Eukaryota; Heterolobosea; Eutetramitea; Acrasida; Naegleriidae. Gene Ontology annotation, molecular function: magnesium ion binding; thiamine triphosphate phosphatase activity. Gene Ontology annotation, biological process: thiamine diphosphate metabolic process; dephosphorylation. The transcript has a single exon. The record is from RefSeq and is a predicted model, not a curated record.
AUGAUUGAAAUUGAAAAGAAGUUUCACUUCUCAAGAAAUUGGCUCACCGAUGAGGAGAAGGUUCAUCACCCUCUAUCGGAAUUGCUUGAAAAGAGCCAGUUCCUGAAAAAACAAACAUUUGUUGAUGUUUAUUACGAUACUGCAGAGUAUUCGCUGACUUGUCUAGAUAUUUGGUUGAGAAAACGAGAAACACAAUUUGAAUGCAAAGUGCCAGCGUCAUUCAUGAAAGAGUAUGAAUAUUAUUACAGCAAUAAUAUUUCUUCGUUGGAGUUAAUUGAAAAAGAACAGAAAAAGCUAUUAAACGCAGAACAAACCGGGAAUGGUAGACAACUUGUAGAUCAAUAUAAAGAAUUAACUAAUUAUGAGGAUAUUGGGAAGUUUUUAAAUUAUAUUUUAUUUAAUCAGGAGUCUUCUCCUGAGUUGAAUGACAUGAUGAAGAAGUUAACUCCCUUUGUUUCAUUGCAAACCACUAGAACCUCGUAUCUGUACGGCGAUGAAUUUAAAAUUGACUUGGACGAAUGUUCCUGUCUCUUUCCCAAACAAAUACUAAACGUUUGCGAUGUUGGAGAAAUUGAGCUUAUGGUAUCUAGCGAGAAUGAAAUAGAAAUCGCUUCUCACAAAAUCCUUAAGUUUUUCACACAAUUUAAGCUUGAUACUUCUCUAGUGAAAAGUAAAUUGUUUACAGCACUUGAAAAAACAAAUGUCAAGCACAUGGAAAUUCUUCAGAAAGCAGGAGUUCUUUUCAAAAGAAUGGUGAAGUGUUAG